UGAUUGCCUCAACUCUACAAUUUAUCUCGAGUACUCGGCCCUACCUACUUCAUCUGCCUUUCCUGUACAUUAGGAGGUAGUUUUAUCAUUUAGAUCCAUCUCUCCCUCCCGGCACCCCGCUCGAUAGAAUCUUCCAUCCUUUCACAGAUUUAGUUACGUCUUAGCAUUAAGAUAUCGUCCAUCAUAACUCUACCGCAAUCUCGACAUUGCUCUUACUUCGAGUCCUUCUUUAUUCCGUCGAGUUACCGCCGCUCUCUUUUCUCGUCUUGAUGUGAUCCGACGAUCGUUUCAUUAACUCUCGUCACUCCUCUUCCGUCUGAAUACUCCUUUCGACCACUCCGCGUUGACGUCUUCAAUAUGCUGCGACGGCCUCCUGGCGAGGGACGGCUCGUCGCUCAGCAGCGGAAGGUUCUGCUCGCCUUAGCCGUUUUCCUCCUUCCCUGGCUUCAGCUUGUAGAUGCUCAGCAGCAGCAGCAACAACAACAUCGGCAGCAGUCACCCCCGGAGCGAGCUCCCGUUGCCAACAUCCUAAACGACUACGAUGACAAAGUAGCCGUGAAUAAACAUGCCGUCCACGGCCGAGACGUUUCCGGUCUCCGACACGAACCCGCCUUCGGUACUGAGCGAGUCGUGGGCAACCUUGCCGCGACUCCCGCUGCCGCCGCACCCUCCUCUAAACCACGUAGCGCGCACGAGAACUCAGCCAUCGGCCGCAGGAACAUUGUCAACACCGAUAGAAAGCGGUUCGGAAAUGUACCUAUUCCUAACGAUGCGAGCGCCCUCGCGACUUUGGCUCCGGCUCCGCCCGUUCGAGCACCAAAUUCUCCAAGACAUCUGCCCAGCCUGCUAGCCGGCGCUGGGCUUUCCACGCCGCAGACUGCGCGGAGUCUGGAGAGAUGGGAAGUAGAAGACUACAUUCUUCUGGCGACCGUCGAUGGACAUCUUUACGCUGUCAACCGCGAAUCCGGCGACGAGCGCUGGCACCUCCAAGUUGAGCAGCCUAUCGUCGAAACCAUUCAUCAUCGCCCCAACAGUUCCGUGAACGACGGGCGUGGAAACCGUGAACGUCAUCCCCUCGAUGAUUACGUCUGGGCCGUAGAGCCCACUCAUAAUGGUGCCCUUUACGUAUGGACGCCGUCAGGCUUUGGUAGUGGUCUGAUGAGCACGGGCUUAACUAUGAAGCAGUUGGUGGAGGAAUUCGGAUCUUACGCUGUCCAGAACCCGCCCGUAGUUUACACCGGCCACAAGAAGACUACCAUGAUCACGCUAGAUGCCGCUACCGGACGCGUGCUCAAGUGGUUUGGGCAGGCCGGCUCCCAGGUUGACCAGAGCGCCACCUGCUUUCCUCCGAAUGGGCGCUUCGUCGACGCGGACAGCGAGGAAUGUAGCGACAGCGGCACCAUCACGCUUGGCCGGACGGAGUACAUCGUCACCAUACACCGCUCGGACGAUGGCAGCGAGAUUGCCACGCUCAAAUAUGCCGAGUGGGGUCCGAACAACUUUGACAAUGACCUGCACCAGCAGUACCGCGCCACUCAGGACAACCGUUACUUUACUAGCCAGCAUGACGGCAAGGUCUAUGCGCUCGCCUAUCCCGCGGGAGUCACGUCGUUUGCCCUCCAAUUCUCCGUUCCGGUCGCCCGUGUCUUCGACAUCGCUAGGCCGCAGGAUGCUCCGCACGGCAGCAAUCCCGAACUCGUUCUACUCCCCCAGCCGAUUCCCCCCACCCGAGAUGAGGACUCCGCCCGCGCCCGAAGUCAUAGCGUCUUCCUCAACCAGACCGAAACCGGAAGCUGGUACGCUAUGUCUGGCUGGUCGUACCCUCUGAUCGUCGAUGCCCCCGCGGCUAAGCUUGGUCGUGUGAACAGGUGGGAAGACGACAUUUCUUGGGAUGAUCUCGACGCGCUUUGGAUAAACAAGGCGUUGGUUGGUACGCACGUGCUCGGAAAUGCAAGGAGCGUUUCGCAGUGGCCGCCGACUUUGCCGGCGAGCCUCCCCUCCCACCCUUUCCCGCCGGAAUCCGACAACGACGACAACGAGUCGGCGGUGCCGAGCCCGUUUCCUGAUGCGGAGACCGAGUCUCCGGGCGUCAUGAACACGGUCAUCGCUCUUCCCCAAUAUGCCGCCGAUAAGACGGUCGAUUUUUUUAUGAACCCUGUCCUCUUUCCCGUUCUCGUCUAUCUCUUAUUUCGAUACUACAAAGACCUUGUCAGAUGGAUUAGACGGGUCGUCAAACCGAAGGAGUAUCUUGAUGACCUAACAUAUGUGCCCUCGACGGAUUCUAGCACUAGCCCGCCCCGGGAGGUCGUUCUCGAUAAGGCUCAUACGCCUGACCCGGUUGCGGGCGAGAAGCAGGAUGAGCCGACGUCGGUCGAGGUGAAGAACGUUGAUAAACUCGCCCCCCCUACCGUAUCUGUCGCGGAAGUUGAACCGACGGACCUAGAAGGGGAUCGUGACCAGCAGCAGACCGAGGGAGAGUCUCCGGAGAAGAAGAAGAAAGCGCAUCGCGGUCGGAGAGGCGGCGUCAAGCAUCGGAAAGGGGCGAAGAAACAACGCGACUCGUCCGAAACUCCGGGGGAAAAGAUCUCGGAUGCUGGAGAGGGGAUCCCCGGUCUUCAGAACGUCGGCAUGCCGUCUAAGCUGGAGCCGAACAUCACGACGAUGAGCAACAACCCGGAGGACGUGAGCAGUCCCAUCGUCAAGAUAGAUGGUAUUGAGGUCAACCAGGAUGAGCAGCUCGGGAUGGGUAGCAACGGUACUGUUGUCUUCGCCGGAAAGUUCCAUGGGCGAGACGUCGCGGUCAAGCGUAUGCUCACCCAGUUCUGGGAUAUCGCAUCUCAGGAGACCCAGUUAUUGCUGGAGAGUGACCAUCACCCUAACGUAAUCCGAUACUUCGCUAUGUCGAAGAAUGACAGUUUCUUGUAUAUUGCGCUGGAGCUUUGCCAGGCUUCCCUAUCAGACAUCGUCGAGAAGCCGGCCAUGUAUCGAGAUCUUGCCCAGGCCGGCGAGAUGGAUUUACCUCGAGUCCUCCUGCAGAUCGCGCAUGGUCUGGGAUUUCUUCACGACCUUCGCAUCGUCCAUCGUGAUCUGAAGCCGCAGAAUAUCUUGGUUACCAUGGGAAGAGACGGGAAGCCGCGGCUUCUCGUGUCUGACUUUGGAUUAUGCAAGAAGCUCGAAGGCGGGCAGUCGUCUUUUGGCGCGACUACGGCUCACGCCGCCGGUACCUCGGGCUGGCGUGCUCCCGAGCUUCUCCUCGAUGACGACGCGCGGGAAAGCUCGACAAUGUCCAUGGCUAGCACGCACAGCGAUUCAAGCCAGCUGGUCAGUGCCGACGUGAUGCCCAACCGCCGCGCCACUCGCGCGAUCGAUAUUUUCAGUCUCGGUCUCGUCUUCUUCUACGUGCUCACCAAGGGACUGCAUCCUUUCGACUGCGGCGAUCGCUACAUGCGAGAAGUCAACAUACGAAAAGGCCAGUUUAACCUCAAACCUCUCGACGUGUUGGGCGACUUCGCCCACGAAGCCAAAGCAUUGAUCGAGACGAUGCUUCGAGCUGACCCUAGAGCCCGGCCUUCGGCUAAGGACGUCAUGUCCCACCCUUUCUUCUGGUCGCCGAAGGAAAGGCUGGCCUUCCUCUGCGACGUAUCGGAUCACUUUGAACUCGAGCCCCGUGACCCGCCAUCCGAGGCGCUGAUGACGCUGGAGUCGUGCGCGCCCCAAGUGUGCCGGGGUGACUUUCUUAAACUUCUACCGAAGGAGUUCGUAGAGAGCCUCGGCAAGCAACGAAAAUAUACAGGCUCCAGGCUUCUAGAUUUACUACGGGCGCUUAGAAACAAACGGUUCCAUUACGGAGACAUGAGCGAGCCUCUCAAAAAGAUGGUUGGACCUUUGCCUGACGGAUAUCUGAGUUUCUGGACUCGGCGUUUCCCAAACUUGCUGAUUAUAUGCUGUACGGUCAUUUACAAAUUGAACCUGGAGGAAUUGGAUAGCUUCAAGGAGUACUUCAAGCCAAGGACACCCCUAUGACCCUUGAGCGCGUAGCUAAGCAGUAUCUAAGUAGCAGCUAAUGAAUGAUGAUGAGCUCUAUAGAACCCAA
This is a messenger RNA of Annulohypoxylon truncatum, 4093 nucleotides long. RefSeq lists its product as uncharacterized. Gene Ontology annotation, cellular component: IRE1-TRAF2-ASK1 complex. Bases 358 to 4023 code for a protein of 1221 amino acids. The record is from RefSeq and is a predicted model, not a curated record. NCBI's taxonomy places the organism in Eukaryota, Fungi, Ascomycota, Sordariomycetes, Xylariales, Hypoxylaceae. The transcript has 2 exons. Gene Ontology annotation, molecular function: ATP binding; protein serine/threonine kinase activity; RNA endonuclease activity. Gene Ontology annotation, biological process: mRNA processing; intrinsic apoptotic signaling pathway in response to endoplasmic reticulum stress; IRE1-mediated unfolded protein response.